AUGACAGGUGCAUCAGAGAUCCAAUACUACGACCUUCCCGACAAUCAAGGUUGCCGUAUGGCAUACCGAACCUUCACCCCUUCCUCCUCGGCUGCUGCAUCCUGUACACCUCUUUUCCUCAUCAAUGGGCUUUCAGCGGUUAUGGAAGAUUGGUCACCGCUGUUCGAAGCACUCGGUGCCACCCGACCCGUUGUAAUCUCUGAUCAUCGAGGAAUUGGUUGCUCCACCACUUCCCCAGAUUGGGACCAAGAACUUUCGCUCGAAUUAAUGGGUUUAGACGUCAUCAAUCUCGCAUCCCAUCUCGGCUACUCCGCUAUCGACCUGCUCGGCUUCUCCAUGGGCGGCCACAUUACUCAAGCCAUCAUCUCUUCUCCAGACCACGCCAAGGUAGCUGAAGACGGAACAGUACUCGUGAACGGAAAGGUGAAAGUGCGCAAAGCCAUUCUCACCGCCACAAUGACCAAACUGCCUCGAGGAGAUAUUGACUUGAAUGCACUCAAUGCACAAGCUGCCAAGAUCACAGACACAAAAAAACGAAACAAUUUCAUCACUUACAACAUGAUGGUCUUCCAAUAUCACCCCGAAGCACUAGGAUCCAAUGGUUCGCUGCAACACAAGUUCCAACAGCGUUUGCAGUUGGUUCGAAACACCUCACGUCCAGCCUGGGUGAUCGGAUUGCAGUUCAUGGCGAUUCAGGCUGGUGAUUUGAGGAAGCAACUGCAUAGAAUUCCGGAGACCGUGCCAGUAAUGGUCAUCCAUGGGAGGAAGGAUAGAAUGGUGCUGUAUAAGGAAAGCGAUGUGAUCUGUGAGAAGAUUGCACAUGCGGAAAGGUUGACCGAUGUUCCCAGUGGUGAGUUUGGUCAUCUUUGGUACGACUACUUUGAGUUGCAGUAUUGGGUGAAGAGCAUUAGUAACUUUUUGGACAAUGGAAAGCUUGGUGGUCAGCGGAGCGAGUCUAAGCUCUAG
This is a messenger RNA of Ustilago hordei, 966 nucleotides long. RefSeq lists its product as uncharacterized. Lineage: Eukaryota; Fungi; Basidiomycota; Ustilaginomycetes; Ustilaginales; Ustilaginaceae. The record is from RefSeq and is a predicted model, not a curated record. The coding region runs from base 1 to 966 and encodes 321 amino acids. The transcript has a single exon.